CCCUGGCUUUCAUAACUUUCCAAAAUCAAAAUGGCGACUAGCAGCAGCGGUUCAGAUUCUCAAAAGCCACCCGAAACAAUGAAGCGGGUCGACCUGAAACGAGACGAAAUCAGCCCCGGCGAUCGGCAGUACAUGGCCAGGAUGUCCCGGGCACACAUGGAGAGCGUGCAAAAGCUGUCCAGGGCCAAAUACAUCAGGAAAAAUGUGUUCGUUGCUUUGUGUUUGGGAGCUGGUGUGCUCGGCGUGUACGGCUACUCGAUUUACUCAGUCUCACAAGAAGCCUUCCUUGAGGACUUUGAGGACCCAAACAAGCCCAAGGAAUUAUGAUGUCAUCACGCAGAGGUCGAAGGGCAUGACCCCAGAAUGUAGUUGGAUGACCCCUACGAGUUCAGUCUGACUGGAGUUUACCAAAGUUGAUGUGUGUUGAACCAUAUCUGACAUUGUCAGUAGCUCAGCUGCAUCAGCUCUAUGUACAGUUUGUUCAACAGCGCCAUCUUGUAUCAACUUGUGUCAGAUUUCAUCAUGGACAAAAUUUAAUUUCUUUUUUGAGUUAAUCAAAAGUGACAUUCUAAUGAAGCAAUUAUAAAACAGUCAAGAAUCUUGACUGUUUUAUAAUUGCUUCAUUGUUACAUCUAGCAGGUCAUGUAAAUUAGUUAUAAAUCAGUUGAAAUGUAUCAGUCUUAAAUUUAAUCCUAAUCCCUUGGCAUUUUUUUCCCAAAUAGCUUCCCCGAUUGUCAAAAAUCGCCAGUUGUAUUCUUAAGUUCUAAAUCCAUAAAACCAUGCAAUGCUGAAUUUGGUUUUCUAUCAGAAUUGUGAGGUCGGGAUUAAGAUGAAAAAAAGAUGUUUUGGAUGAAACAAUUGGUCCUAUUGUACAUUACUUAUUGCAUAAGUGCAUCUACAAUUUCUACAUGUACAAAGAAAACGUGCCAGUAAGUUGUCAUGCGCUUCUCCUAGUCUUCGUACAAGAUUGGAUUUAAAUUAUGUCUCCCUAGAAAGCAGAUGAUCCCUGGUAAGCGUUUGGGGCAAAAAUCAAAAUCAGGUCUUGGACUUAGACUUUCAUUCUUCUUUCAAGUUGCACAAGACCAUUAAACAUCCAUCCAUCCGCCAGUCUGGUUCGAUGCUUUUCAAGUCAACUAGUUUCACUGGUCCAAAGAUUCUUUAAAAAAGAAAGAAUUAGGAUGCACCUUCAAACCUUCAACUUUACUGCUAUUACAUGUAGAACUAAACUGAUACUUGUUACUGAUGUUUUGGAAGCAAAAAUUUAUGUUUGUAUAAAGAUCUAUGAGAUUCAGAUUAGUGUUUUCUAUUGCUUUUUGGGGGUUGAGGUUGGAAGGGGGCGGGAAAUUGUAUUUUUUUUUCAUAAAGCUAAAUUUGUCAGCUUCUGGGUGUUUAAACACUUGCCGAGAACAAUGGACAUUUUGUAAUAGGUGUCGCAGCACUAGUACUACUUCGCCUUUUGAACAUUUCAAAGGUCUUGAUUAUUCUUUCGAGUAACCCUAGAAAGG
Molecule: messenger RNA, 1505 nt
Organism: Patiria miniata (bat star)
Lineage: Eukaryota; Metazoa; Echinodermata; Asteroidea; Valvatida; Asterinidae
Product: cytochrome c oxidase assembly factor 3, mitochondrial-like
Exons: 2
Coding region: 31-327 (98 amino acids)
Biological process (GO): mitochondrial respiratory chain complex IV assembly
Cellular component (GO): mitochondrial inner membrane
Source: RefSeq, a predicted model, not a curated record